AUGGACAGUCAAAGAAGACAUGACGUGUGCAAUGCCAAACGCUGUCAUAUUAAAAGAAGAUUAGGGUUCUGUAGUGGAGUGGCCCUGAUAGUCGGUGGAAUAAUAGGUUCUGGUAUCUUUGUAUCACCUAAGGGAAUUCUAGCAAAUACCGGGUGUGUUGGUCUUAGUCUGGACAUAUGGUGCGUAUGUGGAUUUAUAUCAAUACUUGGUACAUAUGGUAGUCUAGCGACGGGUUUUGAAGGAUCAGAGAAAAAUCCGUUGGUAGAACUUGGAUUGUUGAUACCAAGAUCCGGUGGUGACUUUAACUAUUUGUUAAAAGUAUUUGGGACAUUUCCUGCAUUCAUGUUUGCAUGGUGCCAAAAUCUGCCAUUAUGUGUGAUAACAUCAAUUACACUUGUGACUGCGAUCUAUUCACUUGUCAACAUAGCUUACUUUUCUGUAUUAACAAAAGAUGAAUUCCUAUCAUCAUGGGCAGUAGCAGUGACAUGGGCAAAGUACGAAAUCAACUCAGCUGUUAUUAUUGUCCCUAUUAUAGUGGCAUGUUCAAGUUAUGGAACAUUAACGAUAGCCUUCUUUAUCAGUAGUCGGCUUUCUUCUGCUGCAGCUCGUGCGGGUUUAUUCCCCAGAAAUUUUGUCGUACUUGAACAUACACAGUAA
Molecule: messenger RNA, 657 nt
Organism: Mytilus californianus (California mussel)
Lineage: Eukaryota; Metazoa; Mollusca; Bivalvia; Mytilida; Mytilidae
Product: b(0,+)-type amino acid transporter 1-like
Exons: 8
Coding region: 1-657 (218 amino acids)
Biological process (GO): amino acid transmembrane transport
Cellular component (GO): membrane
Molecular function (GO): L-amino acid transmembrane transporter activity
Source: RefSeq, a predicted model, not a curated record